CUUGAACACGGGUCAGGAGUGCGAGCUGCUGAUGCUGGAGGGAACGUUCCCUAUCGUCUACCGUGCGGUGACUUACUAUACUCCCGUGGAGUGGUGGCAUUUGGAGGGGUGCAAGCGUCCUGUAGGGCUGGGGGCGUUGGGGGUCGGCCAACACAUCCAUCGAACCCUCGUGUUUUCUGCUGUUGGAGGUGUUGAAAGCGUUUCAUGCUUGCUAUGGAAAGGCGUUGCUUGCUACCUGUGAGGUUGGCACGGAGGCGCAGUUUUUUUUUUGUAUGUCUGGGUACAGUAAUCCAGCACUAAUUUAGCGUGUGACCACGGAAAGCGACCGUCCGCAUUUUAGCGUGCCGUUCGUGAUAUUCGAUGGUUGGAAUGGUAUGGAAUGGUAUUAUUCGAUUUCCCAUGUCAUGUGUUGUAUUUGUGGUAU
Messenger RNA from Ectocarpus sp. CCAP 1310/34, 424 nucleotides. Lineage: Eukaryota; Phaeophyceae; Ectocarpales; Ectocarpaceae. The record is from the annotation of a GenBank genome assembly.